CUUCUGAAAUCGUAACUAGCAACGAAACUGAAGCAUUGCUCUCAUAUCGAAUUUUUUGCUUCAAAAGUCAACCCAUAAAUGGAGACUCAUCCUUCUUUGCUUCUUCUUCUUGUUCUUUCUUGCUUUGCAACUGCAUCUUAUGCUCACAAUGUCCACCUCUCCGCACUUAACCAAUCCCUCAUCGUUUCCACUUCGACUACACCAGGCGAAGUCUUGAAGGCAGGGGUAGAUCAAGUGAAUAUCUCAUGGUCAUACAACCAGAGCUUCCCGGCGGGGACAGACACCAACUACACUACCGUCGAAGUCAAGCUAUGCUAUGCUCCGGUGAGCCAGGCUGGCAGGGAUGACCGGAAAACUGAUGACGCCCUUGAUAACGACAAGACCUGCCCCUUUGACAUCACAGAAGCGCCAUACAAACGCUCAAACAACUCAUUUGUAUGGACUGUUCCUCAAGAUACCCCUACAGCUACGUAUUUUGUUAGGAUAUUUGCCAUAUACAACAAACAUGAGAAAGGCUAUGGCCAGAGUACAGAUGCGCUCAAAACCACCAGCUUGUUUCAGGUGGAUGGAAUUGUCAGCGAGGAAAAAGAAGUGUCAGCUGCGUUGCCGGCGUUUGGUGGUUCUUUUGGCUAUGGCUAUGCAUGGCUUCUUAUGUUAUUUCUUGUGUACAUUUGAUCCGACCAUAUGGAUCAUGUUGUGUUGCGACCAACUUUGAUUUGGUUUAUCCAUUUAUGAUGUUAAUAAUGCAUUUAUCGAAACUUGUUUCGAUAUCUGUCAUGAUUAAUGUAGAUGUAUAUAUGUUGAAGUUUACAUCUACAUUCUGUGUGUUAGAGAGGAUUUCCCCAUUGAUCUCUCGAGCGUUAUUCAUUAUUGCUUUAUAAUAUUAAUAAAACAAGUAUCUUCUCUCU
Messenger RNA from Lactuca sativa (garden lettuce), 908 nucleotides. Its product is annotated as high-affinity nitrate transporter 3.2. NCBI's taxonomy places the organism in Eukaryota, Viridiplantae, Streptophyta, Magnoliopsida, Asterales, Asteraceae. Gene Ontology annotation, biological process: response to nitrate; nitrate transmembrane transport. Gene Ontology annotation, molecular function: nitrate transmembrane transporter activity. The record is from RefSeq and is a predicted model, not a curated record. Gene Ontology annotation, cellular component: plasma membrane.